GGUUUGACCAUACCCAGAGUGGAUCAACCAAUUGACCAAUCCCACCUGGAGAAGAUGGUGAAGAAGGCAGUCCAGGAAUACUCCUACAAGAAUUCGAUAGAACCAACAGCUUACCGGCCGUACAAGUAUUGGGUGUCCCGCGAAGAAGAAAAAUUCAACCCGGUGUUCGUCGGCAACGACAGGUACGCAACGUGGAGGACAGGGCCGUACAACAGCGCAUCCUGGAAUCGAUACACCACGUACCUGCCACGGAUCCCCAGGGAGGCCGGCAUGGACGCCAUUUUGCGCGGGAUGCCCAUGGAGUACCCUCCGAAACCCGAGCGACUCAACAAUUACG
This is a messenger RNA of Notechis scutatus (mainland tiger snake), 337 nucleotides long. The record is from RefSeq and is a predicted model, not a curated record. NCBI's taxonomy places the organism in Eukaryota, Metazoa, Chordata, Lepidosauria, Squamata, Elapidae.